Spodoptera littoralis (African cotton leafworm) is the source of this 1980-nucleotide messenger RNA. The record is from the annotation of a GenBank genome assembly. NCBI's taxonomy places the organism in Eukaryota, Metazoa, Arthropoda, Insecta, Lepidoptera, Noctuidae.
AUGAGUAGCCAGCACCAGUAUAUGAGCGUGAACAACACACCAAGUGCACGCAUCGGGGACAUUGAACACAUUAGCCACCUGUCGGAACACAUAGGCUCCCUUUGCCUGUCGUCUGAGUACUCCGAUGUGACCCUUAUAGUAGAGGGGCAGCGGAUCCCCGCCCACAAGGUCAUCCUGGCCGCCAGCAGCGACUACUUCAGGGCGCUGCUGUAUGGCGGCAUGAGGGAGACCAAUCAGGCGGAGGUGGAACUGCAAGCGCCCCUCCAAGCUUUCAAGGCCCUUUUGCGAUAUGUGUACUCAGGUCAUAUGGGUCUAUCCAUGCUGCGAGAAGACACAGUGCUUGACAUGCUGGGCCUGGCACAUCAGUUCAAUUUCCAGGAGUUGGAGACCGCCAUAUCUGACUACCUGAGGCAGGUGCUCGCUCUCAGGAAUGUCUGCUCCGUGCUUGAUGCUGCUAGACUGUAUGGGCUGAAGGCUCUGAUGGACUACUGCUACAACUUCUUAGACAGGAACGCUAUCGACGUGUUGCAGCAUGACACUUUCUUGCAACUGUCUGUUGAGGCUCUACAGGGCCUCUUAGAACGCGACUCAUUCUUCGCGCCAGAAGUCGACAUAUUCAAGGCGGUCUGCAACUGGUUCAACGCUAACCAGCUUUGGGUCAAAUCUGAAGCUGGGCAGGCGCAAAUCGAAAAAAUAUUGAAAUGCGUCCGCCUAACACUGAUGACGCUGGAGGAGUUACUGACAGUGGUGCGGCCGUUCUCGUUGGUCACUCCUGAUAUGUUGCUCGACGCCAUACAGGAGAAGACACAGACCAAGAGCACUGAACUAAGGCACCGAGGCCUUCUCUUACCGGAGGAGAACGUGGCAACACCAAAACGCGGUGCUCGCGUGAUCUCAGGCGACAUGCGGUCUGCGUUGUUGGACGGCGACACCGAGACGUACGACAUGGAGCGCGGCUACACGCGCCACACCAUCAACGACGCGCCCGACAACCCCGGCAUCAUCGUGCGCCUCGCCACCUCCACCAUCAUCAACAACAUACGCCUGCUGCUCUGGGACAGGGACAACCGAUCAUACGCGUACUACAUCGAGGUGUCGGUGGACCAGAAGGACUGGGUGCGAGUGAUCGACCACAGCAACUACUUCUGCCGCUCCUGGCAGAACCUGUACUUCGAGCCGCGCGUCGUACAGUACAUCAAGCUCGUCGGCACCAGUAAUACUGUUAACAAGGUGUUCCACGCGGUGGCGCUGGAGGCGCGGCACACGUGGCGCGUGCCCCCGCUGCGGGGCGGCCUGGUGGAGCCGCUGCACAACGUCGCCACCGUCGACCUCUCCGCCGUCGUCAUCGAGGGGAUCAGUCGUUCCCGCAACGCCCUAAUCAACGGCGACACGGAGAACUACGACUGGGACCAAGGCUACACGUGUCACCAGCUGGGCUCGGGCGCCAUAGUGGUGCAACUAGCGCAGCCCUACCUGCUCUCCUCUAUACGAAUGCUCCUGUGGGACUGCGACUACCGUCACUACUCGUACUAUGUGGAGACUUCGCUUAACAACUGGGAUUGGGAGAUGGUCUGUGACCGUACUAGGGAGUCUUGCAGAUCAUGGCAAGUGAUAUACUUCAAGCCACGGCCAGUGUCCAUCAUCCGCAUCGUUGGUACAAACAACUCUGUUAAUGAGGUGUUCCACCUGGUCCACCUGGAGUGCCCGGCGCAGGUGGAGGACGCGCGCGACGACCCGGCCGCCAAGAAGCAGCGCCCCGCGCACGACAACGCACUCAACCCCGGCGGCAACGCCGGGCCUGCAGGGGCUGCGGGGCCCGCGGGUGCCGGCGCGGCAGUGGGCGGCGCGGCAGGCGCGGGCGGCGGGGCCGGGUCCCCCGCCGCGUCGCGCGCCAGUAGCAGCUCGUCGGAGCGCUCCUGUCGCCGCGGCCUGCCGCCCGCAGAGACCGCCACCGAGGCCGAGGAGAGGUAUGAUCAUUGA